AUCACAGAUGGCAUCCUGCCUACUCUGCCAGCUGCAGGAAACAGCCCUGCUGGGUGAACUGGACUCACGUUCAAGGGUUGGCUGAUUCAACACAGCUCCCCCGCAAAGCUGGAAGAGUAGAGACUUCAACUCCUGUCCAUGGCUUCCAACAAAUCCCUUGCUUCGAAGAUCUGCUGUUUAUGCUGCCAGGACUGUCAGGAGCCCCAGGCCAUGGAUGACUCCAGGGUUCCCAGUCAAACUCAAGCACGUCAGCCACACACCAGCAACGUACAGCUUCCAAAGGAUGAGCUGAACAAACAAAAUUUCAAACAUGCUAAUAGCAAUUCCUGCUUGCCUUUGGGACAACCCCUGGUCCGUCCAGAAAAUACUUCUUCCAGCAGCAGUGAGUUUGAGGAUGUCAAUGAAUAUGCUCCCCAAAGAGGUUUUUACAAGAGAAACCUAAACCGCUACUCACAGGAGCGCUGGCCGUUCCAGCCAUGCCUCAUCGGGAGACCCUGACCAUUCUAGUGGGCAGUCUGCAUGCAGGACCCUGAGCUGUGCAACUGUUGGGCAUCUCUACAAGGAAUCGCUGGUGAGCAGAAGUCAUGAUGACGGAUUCACAAACUCCCCUGGAGGAGAAGAUGUCUGAGCCAUGCCUGUGCACCUGCUGGAGUGCCUCCAGCUCCUGGGACAGCCAGGGCCGCAGAGGAGCUGCCUCCCAUUAAAAAUCUUUGGACCAUCU
Ochotona curzoniae (black-lipped pika) is the source of this 721-nucleotide messenger RNA. RefSeq names its product testis expressed 48 (gene TEX48). The coding region runs from base 139 to 498 and encodes 119 amino acids. The transcript has 5 exons. Lineage: Eukaryota; Metazoa; Chordata; Mammalia; Lagomorpha; Ochotonidae. The record is from RefSeq and is a predicted model, not a curated record.